Messenger RNA from Pseudozyma flocculosa PF-1, 1692 nucleotides. RefSeq lists its product as uncharacterized. The record is from RefSeq and is a predicted model, not a curated record. Gene Ontology annotation, molecular function: hydrolase activity, acting on carbon-nitrogen (but not peptide) bonds, in cyclic amidines. The coding region runs from base 1 to 1692 and encodes 563 amino acids. Lineage: Eukaryota; Fungi; Basidiomycota; Ustilaginomycetes; Ustilaginales; Ustilaginaceae. The transcript is spliced from 2 exons.
AUGCUCGGCGGCCCAGAUGCUGCGGCAUACGCCGCUGAGCUCCCCGGCUCCCUCCUGCUCAAGGACGUGCGCAUAGCCUGGGGUGGGCGGGCGCGGUGCAGCCAAUCACUGCGGCAGGAGCGACACAAUGUCCUCUACCGCCACGGCGACGACGGCCGCAUCGUGAUCUCGCUCCACCGUGCCCCGGAAGCGAGCGACGAGGUCAGCGGUGAAGGCACACGCUUCGACCCGCUGCGGCCACUGGCCUCGGUCGCGACCCUCGACACAUCGUCCCUGCCGGACUUGUUUGACCGUGGGCUGGGACAAGAGCUGGACCGGGCUGAAGUGGUCGCAGCCGGCCACGCCCCUCUUGGCGAGGGACCCAGCGCGCCGUCCAAGCUGCCCGAUCUGCAGUCGGCGAGGACCGUGAUGACCGUCGACGCGCGCGGAUCGCUCCUCGUCCCUGGCGGUCUCUGCCAUCCCCACGUCCACCUCGACAAGUGCUUCUUGCUCUCGCGCUGCGGCAUCCACGACGGCACGUUCGAGGAGGCGCUAAAGAGGACCGGCGAGGCCAAGCGCGACUUUACCUUCGAGGACCUCGUCGAGCGAGGCAGGCGCCUGAUCGCCUCCAGCCUUUCCCACGGCGUCACGGCGAUGCGCGCGCACGUCGAGGUCGAUCCUACCGUCUCGCUCACCUGUCUGCGAGCUGGACUGCAUCUCAAGGACGAGUUCGCCAGCCGCUGUACCAUCUCGCUCGUCGCCUUCGCCCAGGAUCCCCUCUUUCCCCUCGACGACUCCAAGCGGAACUCGAUCCAGGAUCUGCUCCGCCAAGCCGCUAUCGAGCCGGGCGUCGAUGCGGUGGGCAGUGCCCCCUACAUCGAGCCGCGGUCAUCGGACAGCGAUGGCGUCAAGGGGCAGGUCGAGAUGCAGCGUCGCAACAUCGACCUCGUCUUUGACCUGGCAAGGCGCAACGGAAAGGACGUCGACUUCCACCUCGACUACGACCUCGACGCGCCCAGCCCAGACCGGCCUUCGCUGAUCCCCUACGUGCUCGAUCGCGCCCUCGCCCUGCCGUCCUGGACCGUGGCCGCUGGCAGACGACGUCGCAUCACGCUGGGACACUGCACCAAGCUCUCCGUCUUCUCCGACGACGACCUCGACGACCUCGUCAGGCGACUGCGCGCACUCUCGUCGAGGCAGACAGCAGCCGAGGACGAGGAAGCGAACGCCGACGCCGACGCCGACGCUGUCCACUUUGUCUCGCUGCCCCCGAGCGACCUGUACAUGCAGGGCCGUUCGGAACGGUAUGCGGUGCGGUCGCGCGCCACGAUGCCGGCCCUCGAUCUCGUCUCGUCGAGCGGCGGCGCCAUCAACGUCAGCAUGGGCGUCAACAACGUGGCCAACCUGUUUACGCCGCAGGGCGAUGCGGACCCGCUCGCCCUCUUGCCCAUGAUGGUGGCCGUCUGGCAAAAGGCGACGCCCACCGACUGCCAGACGCUGCUCGACAUGGUCGCCACCAAUGCGCGGACCGCGGCGGGCUGCGACCGACUCGACCCAGACGCCACGUGGGGGGCCGAGGCGUUGCUCGACGCCACCAUCCUCGACGGCUGUGCGUCGGUCCAGGACGCGGCGCUGGCCCCUCCCUUUGGCAGGAUCACCAUCAAGCACGGCAAGGUGGUGGCCAGACGUAGCGUCGACAGCUGGACGACCUAG